AUGGAUAAAAAUAAGGAAAAAGAGGAACAAAGCAUCAUGGAUAAAUCCAUGAGAUCAGUCUUUGUUGGUAACAUACCUUAUGAAGCAACUGAAGAGAAGCUGAAAGAUAUAUUCAGUGAAGUAGGUCCAGUACUGUCAUUCAAAUUGGUAUUUGAUAGAGAAACAGGAAAGCCUAAAGGGUAUGGUUUCUGUGAGUAUAAAGAUCAAGAAACAGCUCUUAGUGCUAUGAGAAAUUUGAAUGGAUAUGAGAUUGGAGGAAGAUCUCUAAGGGUUGAUAAUGCUUGUACGGAGAAAUCUAGGAUGGAAAUGCAGGCUUUGAUGCAAGGCCCACAGAUUGAGAAUCCGUAUGGUGAGUCAUGUGACCCAGAUAAAGCUCCAGAAGCUGUUAGCAAGGCUGUCGCAACUCUGCCUCCAGAACAGAUGUUUGAACUUAUGAAACAAAUGAAACUGUGCAUUCAAAACAAUCCAACUGAAGCAAGAAAUAUGUUACUCCAAAAUCCGCAGCUAGCAUAUGCCUUACUUCAGGCUCAGGUCAUCAUGAGGAUUGUCGACCCCGCUACAGCUGUAAGUAUGUUACAUCCAACUAAUCCUAUCCCACCGGUAUUGCAACCUGGGGACAAACCACCACAAAGCUACAACCCGCCACCACCAAUGCCAGUUAAAUCUCAACAACCACCGCUUCUAAGCAACCCGAUGCAACAGCAAAACCAAUAUGUCCCUCGCGCGCCUAUGGGCAUGCCACCAAUGAGCGGUAUGGAUGUAGACCUGCGUGGAGGUCGUAGCAUGUUGGACCAGGAUAUGCGAAGUUUGCCCCCGGUACACCCAGUACCCGUGCCGCCACCAGCACCUGUGCAACCACCUCAAGAUCAAAUGUUCCCGCGUGACCCGAGACUAGCGAACAUGCAGGGCUUCUCUGCUGACCCGCGUGUUAGACCCAACGAUCCAAGGACACAGACGAAAAUGCAAAAUUCGCAGAUGCCUCCCGGUAUGCCGAGUGCUGCUCAGGCUAGAACCAUUCAAGGCAUUCCGUCGGGGGCUUCAGAACAGGAAAAGGCUGCCUUGAUAAUGCAAGUAUUGCAGCUGUCAGACGAACAAAUUGCUUUGCUGCCGCCUGAACAGAGGUCCAGUAUUCUGAUGCUAAAGGAACAAAUCGCAAAGAGUACACAACGCUAG
Leptosia nina is the source of this 1173-nucleotide messenger RNA. Lineage: Eukaryota; Metazoa; Arthropoda; Insecta; Lepidoptera; Pieridae. The record is from the annotation of a GenBank genome assembly.